AUGCCAGAUAUUAAAAUUACUCCACUUGGUGCUGGUCAGGAUGUUGGCCGUAGUUGCAUUCUACUGUCAAUGGGAGGCAAAAAUAUUAUGCUCGAUUGUGGCAUGCACAUGGGUUACAACGACGAAAGGAGAUUUCCAGACUUCACAUACAUAGCACAAGAAGGCCCUCUCACAAGCUAUAUAGAUUGUGUUAUAAUUUCCCAUUUUCAUUUAGAUCAUUGCGGAGCUUUACCAUAUUUCACUGAAAUGGUUGGGUAUACAGGACCUAUCUACAUGACACAUCCAACGAAAGCUAUAGCUCCCAUUCUUUUAGAGGAUAUGAGAAAAGUUGCUGUAGAACGUAAAGGAGAAAGUAAUUUUUUUACGUCACAAAAUAUUAAAGACUGUAUGAAGAAAGUAGUGGCUGUUACUUUACACCAGUCCUUAAUGGUAGAUUCUCAGCUGGAAAUCAAAGCCUAUUAUGCUGGACAUGUCCUAGGUGCCGCAAUGUUCUGGAUACGCGUGGGUUCUCAAUCUGUAGUGUACACAGGAGAUUAUAAUAUGACACCUGACCGACAUCUGGGUGCUGCUUGGAUUGAUAAAUGUAGACCUGACCUCUUAAUAACAGAAUCAACUUAUGCAACAACCAUAAGGGAUUCAAAGCGGUGCAGAGAGCGUGAUUUUCUAAAAAAAGUACACGAGUGUGUUGACCGUGGUGGUAAAGUUCUUAUACCAGUAUUCGCCUUGGGUAGAGCUCAAGAGCUUUGUAUUCUGCUGGAAACUUAUUGGGAACGAAUGAAUCUUAAAGUGCCAGUGUAUUUUGCAGUUGGACUUACAGAGAAAGCCAAUAACUAUUAUAAGAUGUUUAUAACUUGGACAAAUCAAAAGAUACGCAAGACCUUUGUACAGAGGAACAUGUUUGAUUUUAAACAUAUAAAACCCUUUGAUAAAGCUUAUAUUGACAAUCCAGGAGCCAUGGUAGUGUUUGCCACCCCUGGUAUGUUACAUGCUGGUUUAUCCCUUCAAAUAUUCAAAAAAUGGGCACCAUGUGAAAAUAACAUGGUUAUAAUGCCUGGAUUUUGUGUUGUGGGAACAGUUGGUCAUAAAAUACUAAAUGGUGCUAAAAAAAUCGAAUUCGAAAAUCGUCAUAUAGUUGAAGUGAAAAUGGCUGUGGAGUACAUGUCAUUUUCCGCUCAUGCUGAUGCAAAAGGUAUUAUGCAACUUAUACAGUACUGUGAACCAAAAAAUGUACUAUUAGUGCAUGGAGAGGCAACAAAGAUGGAGUUUUUGAAGGAAAAAAUUAAAAAAGAAUUUGAUAUCGAGUGCUUUACACCAGCAAAUGGAGAAACAUGUGUCAUAAACACUAAUGUUAAAAUACCAAUUGACGUUUCUUUAAGCUUGCUCAAAGCUGAAGCCAUCAAACACAAUGCACAGCCUCCUGAUCCAAAACGACCUCGUGUAAUGCAUGGUGUGCUUGUAGUGAAAGACAAUGCUAUGUGCCUAAUGGAUGUUGAAGAAGCUUGCAAGGAAGCAGGAAUAAAUAGACACUUUGUGAGGUUUACUUCUACACUGAGAAUGGAAGAUCCUGGUCCAGCGAGCAAAACAGCAGAAAAAUUACUGCAGUUAAUUAAGUCCCGCUUAAAAGACUGGCAUGUUCAGCUGACAGAAGCCUCCAACAUUUCAGUUGAAUCUGUACUAGUUAAGGUUGAAGGCUCUGAUGAUGAACAGAAGAGUGUUUAUGUAUCAUGGGACAAUCAAGAUGAGGAGCUUGGAAAUUACAUUUUAGGGCUACUACAAACAAUGGGCCAUCAGAAUGUUGUGUGAAACACUAUGUUGAUGUUUUACUGCUACAAAACUUGGUGUUUGCCUGAAACUGAUUAAUUAAAAUAUUGUAUUUAUUUGACACUGUGAAAAAAACUCUCAAUUUUUGUGCAUAUCACACAAACAUAUUCAUUCCAGUUAGGUGUGAAUAGAUUAAGAAGAUAAUAACUGAGACACCUUUCUUGUUUCAAUGUAUUUUAUGCUGUUUUCCAAAGCUUUACAUAAUGAAGAAAAUUUAAUUUU
Molecule: messenger RNA, 2043 nt
Organism: Schistocerca gregaria
Lineage: Eukaryota; Metazoa; Arthropoda; Insecta; Orthoptera; Acrididae
Gene: IntS11
Product: integrator complex subunit 11
Exons: 1
Coding region: 1-1803 (600 amino acids)
Biological process (GO): snRNA processing
Cellular component (GO): nucleus
Source: RefSeq, a predicted model, not a curated record